AUGGUUUCCCAAGCUGUCGCAGGCAGCGCAAGGCCGUAUCGUAUAGGCGUUGAUGUUGGCGGUACAAACACAGAUGCAGUCAUUCUUGAUCUCGGCCAGGCCGAGUCGUCUACGCUCGGGGUUAUUGCCACUCACAAGGCUCCCACAUCACAGCCAAACGUCACGGACGGGAUAGAGACAGCGGUCCGUAGUGUCCUGCAGCAGUCUAAGAUCUCGGUAGAUGAUGUCGCAUGCCUUAUUAUUGGCACCACCCAUUUCAUCAACGCCGUGGUUGAAAAUGACAUUCGCCGAUUAUCCAAAGUCGCGGUCAUUCGGUUGUCCAGGUCCUUUACAAGAGAUGUGCCACCGUUUGCAGACUUCCCUCCCGCUCUCAAAGAGAGCUUGCACGGUUACUACGGCUGGGUCGAUGGAGGACUGCACAUUGAUGGCGCUCAAGAGAGCCCCAUCAACGAGGACCAGGUCAGAGAGCAGUGCCGCCUGAUCAAAGCGAAGGGGAUUGACUCUAUUGUGGUCUCGGGAGUUUAUUCCCCCAUUGACCGACAUUUCCACCAGGAGGCAAGCGUUCGAGACAUUAUACAGCGUGAGCUGCCCGACGUGGAUGUGGUCUGCUCUUCCGACGUCUCUCAGAUUGGUUUCCUGGAGAGAGAGAACGCGUCGAUUCUCAACGCCUCCAUAUUGAAGUUCGCACGGCAUACAAUCCGAGGCUUCAAGCUUGCCAUGAAACGACUCAAUCUUCACUGCGGAUUGUAUCUGACCCAAAACGAUGGAAGCUUGAUCGAUGCUGAGGCUGCCACUCGUCUACCCAUUCGCACCUUUUCAUCCGGACCGACGAACUCGAUGCGAGGGGCCGCCUAUCUCGGCAAGCUGGAGCUGAAGCUGGCCAAGGAAACAGGCGUAUCGACCUUGGUGCUCGAUGUGGGUGGAACUACCAGCGACAUUGGUGUUCUUCUUCCGUCUGGCUUCCCACGUCAAUCUUCUGCUUAUUCUACCGUGGCUGGCGUGAGGGUCAACUUUGGCAUGCCUCAUGUGACGUCCAUCGGUCUUGGAGGUGGUUCACUCAUUCACGAAACCGAAGAGCGCCUUGCGAUAGGCCCGACCUCAGUGGGCAAUGAUCUGACCACCCAGGCCCUCGUUUUCGGUGGCAGUGUUCUCACCACCACGGAUGUUGCCGUGGCAGCAGUGGGCGAGGACAUUGGCGACGGCGAGCUCGUCAAGCACUUGGAUCCUCGGCUCAUUCAAAAAUCCCUUGCCAGAAUAAAAGCCAUGGUCGAGUCUGCUGUCGAUGAUAUGAAGACGUCGCCCGACCCUAUCCCACUUCUGUUGGUUGGUGGAGGCUCUAUCAUCGUUCCAGACGGCAUCCGGGGCGUGUCACAGAUCAUUCGUCCCAGGUUGCACUCGGUUGCCAACGCGAUUGGGGCUGCAACAUCCAAGGUGAGCGGUGCCCUCGAUUCGAUUGAAAGUACCGCCGAGCAGUCGACUGCUCAGAUAGUCGAGCAUGCUAAGAAGCGAGCGAUUGAAGCCGCCAUCAGCGCAGGAGCCGAGGCCGGAACAAUUUCCAUAGCUGAAGUCGAUGUCAUCCCCUUGCAAUAUGUUGCCAACCAGGUCCGAGUCCUCGUCAGGGCCGUUGGUGACCUCUCGCAUAAUCAUAUCAAUCUAGAGGACACGAUACACGAUGAUGAUACGGAGGAAGAGGAAGAAGGUCGAUCAGAGACUGGAAACCAGACCAAAUCUUUAGACUUACAUGUCGACGGCGAGCAACAGGCAUUCGACAUCGAUGCUUAUCGCCCCCAAGUGUCGAAGAAUCUGACAACCGGUAUUCACGAAUGGAUUGUUUCGGAGCGUGACCUUGCCUGGAUCGCCGACGGCUGCUAUAUUCUGGGAUGUGGAGGUGGUGGUUCGCCAUACUCGGAAUUCCUAAGACUGCGAGCCCAGCUCCGUGAUGGCCAUGUUGCCCGAAUUAUCGACGCGGCCUCCUUGCCAUCAGAUGCCCGAAUAUACUGGGGUGGCUAUCUUGGAUCACCACAGGUCUUUGGAGAGCGGUUGACCGGGCCUGAGAAUCGCCAGGCCACUGAAGAACUGCAAAAGUACCUCGGCGACGAUCAUUUCGACGCGUUCAUGACCAUCGAGAUCGGAGGUGCCUGUGGUCUGUUAAGCAUGUUGGUCGGUUCCAGCAAAAACUUUUCAGUGCCAACUAUCGAUGCCGACUGGAUGGGCCGGGCAUACCCGAUGAUCUGGCAGACCACGCUCUGCGUGCAUGCGCCGGGAAAUCUUGUGCCGUGCGCGAUUGCUUCCGGCGACGGCAAGACCUUAGUCAUGACCCAGACGACCGACGACGAAAUUGUCGAUCGAGCCUUGCGCGCCGUGUCGUCCGAGAUGGGUUCACUCGUCGGGCUGGCCAUGAAGCCCACCACAAGGGACCACAUCCUCUCGUACGGCGUCCGCAACACGCUGUCCCUCGCCUGGCGCAUUGGGCGCUGCGUCGCUCGGGCAGAGAUCAACAACACCAUGGUCACGGUUGCCGACGAUAUCAUCCGCGAAGUCGGUGGCCCGGAGUCUGCCAGGGUGCUAUUUCGCGGCAAGAUUGUCGCCGUCGAGCGCCGACUCCACAAAGCACAUUCGUACGGUGAGAUCGUCAUUCAACAACUUCCCGCCGAGGAAGAGGAGGAGACCGGCGGCAUCGGGAACAGCCGUCAGAAGAGAUCCCAGGCAUUGGCUAGCGGAGGCCAGAUCAGAAUUCCGUUCAAAAACGAAAACAUAUACGCGAAACACGAAGCUGAGGAUGGUUCAGAGAAAUACCUGGCCAUGGUACCCGACCUGAUCUCCGUACUGGACAGCCGAUCAGGUCGUGCAGUGGGAGUGCCAGAAUACAGGUAUGGUCUCUUAGUGACAGUCCUCGGCAUUACCGGGUCCACGCGGUGGACAGAUACUCCAAGAGGACUUGCACUGGGUGGUCCCAAAGCGUUUGGCUAUGAUCUCGAAUACAAGCCACUGGGGGUGUAUAAAGAGCCCAAGAGUGUGAUUCUGGAGUACAGAUAG
Molecule: messenger RNA, 3036 nt
Organism: Capronia epimyces CBS 606.96
Lineage: Eukaryota; Fungi; Ascomycota; Eurotiomycetes; Chaetothyriales; Herpotrichiellaceae
Exons: 3
Coding region: 1-3036 (1011 amino acids)
Biological process (GO): glutathione metabolic process
Cellular component (GO): cytosol
Molecular function (GO): 5-oxoprolinase (ATP-hydrolyzing) activity
Source: RefSeq, a predicted model, not a curated record